Molecule: messenger RNA, 873 nt
Organism: Symbiodinium natans
Lineage: Eukaryota; Dinophyceae; Suessiales; Symbiodiniaceae
Source: the annotation of a GenBank genome assembly
AUGGCGCAAGCCGUCCGGCUUCCUCCUGCCGAUCGUCACUGGGAGCAGCUGCAGCCCCCCGGCCCGGUUCCUGCGGGGAGACAUGGCCACUGCGCUGGAGCUGCCGGGCGGCGGAUGUUCGUCUUUGGAGGCCGUGGAGCAGACCUGCUGGGUGAUCUCUGGAGCUUCGACCUGGAGGCUCAUCACUGGGAGCAGCUGCGGCCGCCUGGCCCGGCACCCGCGGCGCGCCAAGCCCACACUGCGGCCAUGGCCGGGUGGCGGAUGCUCCUCUUCGGAGGUCGCGGAGAAGACUUGCUGGAUGAUCUGUGGAGCUUCGACCUGCAGGCUCAUCGCUGGGAGCGGCUGCUGCCCCCCGGCCCAGCGCCCGCGAAACGACAACACCACAGCGCGGCCGUGGCCGGGCAGCGGCUGCUCCUCUUCGGAGGUUAUGGCGGACAAGACGUGCUGGAUGAUCUGUGGAGCUUCGACCUGCAGGCUCAUCGCUGGGAGCGGUUGCGGCCGCCCGGCCCAGCGCCCAUGAAGCGGUUUGGCCACACUGUAGCUGUGGCCACCGGCCUCUUCGGACGUGAGAUGCUCCUCUUCGGAGGCGACAGUGGAGAACCUGCCAACAGCGUGCUGGAUGAUCUGUGGAGCUUCGACCUGCAGGCUCAGCGCUGGGAGAAGCCGAGGCCGCCCGGCCCGGUGCCCAUGAAGCGAUUUGGCCACAGCGCAGCUGCGACCGGGCAGCGGAUGCUCCUCUUCGGAGGUUAUGGCACCGGCCUCAGAAAGCUCUGCGGUUCCCCUCUGUGUUCGUGUUGCCCCCCUUUGUCCCCUUUCUUUUGUGAACGCGAACACAGCGCGUUGGCCGUGGGUGAGGUGGAGGAAGCCGGCUGA